UGUGUGUGUGUGUGUGUGUGUGUGUGUUUGUUGGUUGUGUUGCUGGCGAUAACCUUUUAGCACCUUCUCUAUUUCCCUCCCCCCUUCCCUCUCUCUUUUUAAUGUUUUGGAGCUUCUCGAGAGGGAUUGGCUGGGGGAAAAGAGAAACAUUUGCUUGGGAUCGCUGUUUCCCUGAUACAUGAUGGUGCCCCCUUCCCCCCCCUCCCCGGUUCUCUAAAAAGUAUCCCAUCAGGACCCCAGAGGAGACUGUGUGUGUGAAGUGUAGGAUAAAAAGUUCUUCCAAAAUAGUGUGCGCGGGGACCAGGAUGGGGGAUUUUGCAGCCCCCGCUGCCGCCGCGAAUGGCAGCAGUAUUUGCAUCAACAAUAACCUGAACAGCAGCCUCAGCGGGGCCGGGAUCGGGGUGAGCAGCGCUCCCCACGGCCCUCCUGCCGCCGCUCCCGGUAACAAUACCGCCAACAGCGGCGGCAUUCCCAAGCACAGCACGGUGGUGGAGCGGCUGAGGCAGCGCAUCGAGGGCUGCCGGCGGCACCAUGUCAACUGCGAGAGCAGGUACCAGCAAGCCCAGGCGGAGCAGCUGGAGCUGGAGCGCAGGGACACGGUGAGCCUCUACCAGCGGACCCUGGAGCAGAGGGCCAAGAAAACGGGCGGCAGCGGCAGCAAGCAGCAGCACCAGAGCAAACAGCAGCAAGAUGCCGAGCCCGCCACGGCGGAGCAGAGGAACCACACGCUGAUCAUGCUUCAAGAGACAGUCAAAAGGAAGUUGGAAGGCGCACGUUCACCUCUCAAUGGAGAACAGCAGAACGGAGUUUGUGAUGGGAAAUUUUCUCCAACCAGUAAGCGGACACGAAAGGAUGUGCCAGGCAUUGAGGCCAUCAACAACUUACCCCUUAAUUUGCCUUUGCCUGCUGUUUCUCCUCUUCACCAGCUUGACAUGAAAGCUCCCCUGCCCCUGCAGAACAGUGGAACUCACAGGAGUGGUCUAGAAGACUUGGGUGAAAAUGGUGGGCUUUCUGAGAUAAAGCUCCCUGUUAAUGGCUGCAAUGAUCUGGAUGAUAGUUUUAACAUCCUGCAGAGCAAGGAACUAAAGCAAGAGCCUCUGGAUGACUCCAACUGCAUAGACACUUCUGAAACAUCUCUUUCGAAUCAGAACAAGCUCUUCUCAGACAUUAACCUAAAUGAUCAGGAGUGGCAGGAGCUCAUAGAUGAGCUGGCAAACACCGUCCCAGAGGAUGAUAUACAGGAUUUGUUCAAUGAAGACUUUGAAGAGAAGAAGGAGCCCGAAUUCCCCAGACCUAGCACAGAGACGCAGGAGAGCGCGAGCGUAAAAAGCGAUCCAUCCCAUUCCCCGUUUGCUCAUGUCCCAUUAGGGUCUCCCCAGGUCAGACCAUCUUCCUCUGGUCCUCCAUUCUCCAACAUCUCCACAGGCUCCAGCAUUGCUUCGGCAUCCAGCGCCCCGCCGGCCCCAGUCCCCGCUGGAUCACCGGCCAACUGCGUUGUGCAGUCCCCUCAGACCCCCAGCCAGGCUCACACUCCUGGACAGACGCAGGCACGCUCUGGGAAUGGCUUCCUGAUGAACCCGGCAGGAUCGGGGCCCGGGCCAGUGACCCUGCCCAGUGCUGACCUGUCCCCAGCUGAGCAGCUCAAGCAGAUGGCAGCCCAGCAGCAGCAGAGAGCCAAGCUCAUGCAGCAGAAGCAGCAGCAGCAGCAUCCAAAUCAGCCCUCAAGCUGGUCACCGGUGGGGCCUCCAUCCAGUCCCUACGGGGGACCCUUCAGUGCAGACAAACCAAAUAGUCCAAUGAUGUAUUCUCAAGCCUUUAACAACCAAAACCCAAUAGUGCCUCCCAUGGCAAACAAUCCCCAGAAGACCGCAAUUAAUAACUACCUCCCUCAAAACCACAUGAACAUGAUCAGUCAGCAGCCAAAUAACUUGGUCACAAACUCCUUGAGCAAACAGCCCAAUAUGCUCUCUUAUGGCAACACCAAACCUCUGACCCAUUUCAAUACUGAGCUGAGUCAGAGGAUGACCCCACCAAUGGCAAAUCCCGGGAAGAACACCAUGAUGCCCUACAUCCAGCAGCAGCAGCAGCAGUCCCAGCAGGCGCAGAUGCCAGCUCAGAUGGCACACCUGAGCGAGGAGCAGAAACGCAUGCUCCUCAUGAAGCAGAAAGGAAUGAUAAAUCAGCCCAUGGCAUAUGCAACACUCCCUGCCCUUGGUCAGGAGCACCAGGUGGGAUUGUCCCGGCCCACGGGGCCCAUGCAGCCCUCUGUCCCGGCGGGUUCCAGCAGCAUGGUCACAGGCACCAGCUCCGGGGGACACUUCCUUGGGAGCCAGCCCCAGGCAGCCAUCAUGAAGCAGAUGCUGAUCGAGCAGAGAGCGCAGCUCCAGCAGAUGCAGCAGCAGUCACAUUUGCCUCGGCAGCAUCUGCAUCAGCAGCGGAGCCCAUACCCAGUGCAACAGGUCAAUCAAUUCCAAGGUUCACCCCAGGAUAUAGUGGCUGUGAGAAACCAAGUAGCGCUGCAGAGCAUGAGGACGUCCCGAAUGAUGGCCCAGAACGCCAGCAUGAUGGCCAUGGGUCCCUCCCAGCCCCCGAGCACGCUGCCCACCACUGCGGGCCAGUCGGAUAUGGGCAUGACUCCUUACAGCAAUGCCUCUUCCAGCCAGCCAGGAAUGUACAGUAUGAGCACAGGGAUGAGCCAAAUGUUGCAGCACCCAAACCAAAGCGGCAUGAGCAUGGCACACGGCGCAGGCCAGGGAACAAGGCAGCCUGCCUCCGGACAAGCGGUGGGAAUGGUUGGCAAUUUUGGUCAGAACAUGCUGGUAAACUCUGCUCUUCCCCAGCACCAGCAGCAGAUGAAAGGACCUGUGGGCCAGGUCUUGCCAAGGCCACAAGCGCCACGGCUUCAGAACCUGAUGGGGGCCGUCCCUCAAGGAACACAAAGCUGGCAGCAGCGAGGCUUGCAAGGCAUACCUGGCAGGACUAGCGGUGAAAUGGGGCCCUUCAACAACGGCACCGCGUACACGAUGCCGUCCGGGCAGCCACGGCUGUCCAAGCAGCACUUCCCACAGGGACUCAACCAGACGGUUGUGGACACGAGUGGGACAGUGAGAGCCCUGAACCCAGCCAUGGGGAGACAGCUGCUGCAGCCCCUCCCUGGGCAGCAGGCAGCCAGCCAGGCCAGGCCGAUGGUGAUGCCAGCAAUAAGCCAAGGGGUCCCGGCCAUGUCAGGCUUCAGUCAGCCCCCAACGCAGCAAAUGCCAGGGGGUUCCUUUGCUCAGAGCGGCCAAGGACAGGCCUACGAGAGGAAUCCCACUCAGGACGUAUCUUACAACUACAGUAAUGGAGGAGCAGGGGGGUCAUUCUCCAGUUUAGCAGAAGGCACAGACCUUGUGGACUCCAUUAUUAAGAGCGGACCAGGGGAUGAGUGGAUUCAAGAACUUGAUGAGUUGUUUGGAAACCCCCAGUGAAUGGGAUUGUAUAGUCUGGAGCUUUGGUUGCAUUUUGUUACGUUUGAACGAGCAAAGAGGGAGUUGGAUGUUCUCCCCAUCCCUGGAUUGUUGGUUUUGUUUGUGUUGGUUUGGUUUGGGGUAAUUUUGUUUUCUUUUGUUUUAAAUUGUGCAAACCGAGCUGAUCUGUAGCCAACUUUAGAAGAUUCAGGGGACGAUGAGAACAUCAGCAUCCCAAAACUGUCACCAAGCAAUCUUUGUUGCGUGGCAGCGCCCACUCUGUGUGUGUGAAAGGCAGAAUGGGGAAACUGGAAAUGCCAGCUGAUGUGUCUGGCUGGGAAAAUUCCUUCUCUCCCCACUUAAAACAAGGCUUCAUUGCACAGUGGUUUGGGGUGGUCCCAACAUCUCCCACCUUAUGUGAUUGUGCACAUUGCAGCUUCCAGGG
Molecule: messenger RNA, 3891 nt
Organism: Sturnus vulgaris (Common starling)
Lineage: Eukaryota; Metazoa; Chordata; Aves; Passeriformes; Sturnidae
Source: RefSeq, a predicted model, not a curated record